Cloeon dipterum is the source of this 817-nucleotide messenger RNA. RefSeq names its product small ribonucleoprotein particle protein SmD3 (gene SmD3). Bases 147 to 569 code for a protein of 140 amino acids. The record is from RefSeq and is a predicted model, not a curated record. Gene Ontology annotation, biological process: spliceosomal snRNP assembly; RNA processing. Gene Ontology annotation, molecular function: RNA binding. NCBI's taxonomy places the organism in Eukaryota, Metazoa, Arthropoda, Insecta, Ephemeroptera, Baetidae. Gene Ontology annotation, cellular component: catalytic step 2 spliceosome; U1 snRNP; U5 snRNP. The transcript has 2 exons.
UUGGUGGCAGCACCAUCGUAUUGUGUUGCCUCCGCCGUAGUUUGUAAACAAAGCGUCUGUACGUUAGCCGGCGAAUUUUGGAAAAUCCGCGAUCAUCUGUGACCACAGACUUAAUUCGCGAGUGAAUUUAAUCGCAAAAAAGAACUAUGUCGAUCGGCGUGCCGAUUAAAGUGCUUCACGAGGCCGAAGGCCAUAUCGUGACGUGCGAAACCAACACCGGCGAAGUGUACCGCGGCAAACUGAUCGAGGCUGAAGACAACAUGAACUGUCAAAUGACAAACAUUGUGGUCACUUACAGAGACGGUCGCACAGCUGAACUGGAAAAUGUUUUUAUUAGAGGCUCGAAAAUUAGAUUCUUGAUACUGCCUGACAUGUUAAAAAACGCACCAAUGUUCAAAAGACAAGGACAAAAGGGCGGUGGUGGUGCAGCCGGCAGAGGAAAGUCAGCCAUUCUCAGGGCGCAAGCCGCGAGAGGUCGAGGGCGUGGAGGCAGAGGAAGAGGAGGCAGUUGGCAAGGCCAGGGUGGCCCGGGAGGCGGCGGUGGCGGCGACAAGGGUGGCCGGCGAUGAAAAGCUGAUCCUGCAUCUCACUGGCUUGCUUCGCGUUCAUAUUUUUCACUUCCAACUCGUAUUAGUGAGGAAUGAAGAGUCCUCUUUUAACAGCAAGCACAUCAUCUAUUAUUUUUUUUCUGUGAAUUUGUCUGUAGAGAGGAACAAAUAGAUUUCGACGGUUAUUCCUUGUCACUCCCAAACAAAUCCAAUUACAUACACAAAUUGUAAUUGUCUACUAAGGUAAAUAAAACUGGAAACCCCACUCA